UUCAGUAAUCGUGUAUUCACAAACCUUAAAGCUGAUUAAUUAAUAUAAUUAGUAAAAUACUAGACUAGAACAUUAAUUUUAAACAAUUAACAAAGUGUAAAUUUUGCUGUAUUGUACAAUUAAUUUUCAAUUGAAUGUAAAUCGAAUAAAAUUUUGCAUGCAACCCUGCGCUGUAUGCCACUGCUUGGGUAAUUAAAAGCCAAUCGCUAAUUGCUAGUUCAAUUAAGGUGCAAAAUGAAGAGGGAAAACAUGAAUUCGCCAAAAGCAAAACGGAAGCGCCUAUCAUGGACUGAGGGAGCUGAGCUGGCCGUUCUGGAUUUGUGGGCUGAGUAUGUAGUGGAGCUCCGUGCUGCACGUAAAAAUAUGCACAUUUAUGAGAAGAUAUCUGAAGGAUUAGCACAGUUGGGCUAUAUGUAUAAUGGGCGGGAGGUGCAAGUGAAAGUGGCCAAUUUUACACAGCGUUAUCGCAACGAAAAAGCGUAUUUGAUGGAAAGUGGUGCAUCAAUAUCUUCAUGGUCGCAUUACGGAAGAGUCCACCAGAUAAUCGGACGUUUCAAAACAAAUUCAUUUUGUGAAUCCACUAUGAAAUCCAUUCAAGGGGAAUCUUGUAAUGCAUCAUGCUUCUCACCGACCGUACCGCCGUCUGCACCUUCGUCGCCAGUUCCAUUGCCGCCAGUUCCUUCACCGCCGGCAUCUCCACAUACCAGCAAUUAUGCGCGUGUAACCCACGCUAAAAAGAAGAAGGCACCGAGUCAAUUUCAAAUGAAAGUGUUGGACAAAUUCGAGGAACUAUCAACAGAGAUAAUACAAUAUUUAAGGAAUAGUGAAGAAAAUGAAAGACAGUUACUUGAAGUUGAACGACAAAAGGCGGAGUGCAUGAAAAAGUUUAGGGAAGUUAACACCGAGUUGAAAGACGCUAUUAUUAAGUUUUUAGAGAAAAAAUAACAAUGUAUUUAUGUAAAGUUUAUGUUAAAAUAGAAGAGUCAUAUUUAUAGUGUA
Molecule: messenger RNA, 999 nt
Organism: Zeugodacus cucurbitae (melon fly)
Lineage: Eukaryota; Metazoa; Arthropoda; Insecta; Diptera; Tephritidae
Exons: 4
Coding region: 235-945 (236 amino acids)
Biological process (GO): positive regulation of DNA-templated transcription
Cellular component (GO): nuclear body
Source: RefSeq, a predicted model, not a curated record